AUGAAAUAUUUAAAUGUUGCUGAAAAAAAUGAUGCUGCGAAGAAUAUUGCCUUACAUUUGUCAAGAGGCACUUCUAAAAGGCGAGAAGGACUUUCUCAAUACAAUAAAAUAUAUGAAUUCGAUGCAGAGGUAUUUGGGCAAAAAUGUCAAAUGAUCAUGACUUCUGUAUCAGGACAUCUUCUUGCAUUAGAUUUUGUGAGUUCUUAUAAGAGCUGGCAAUCUUGCAACCCACUUACACUUUUUAAUGCACCAGUCAUAAAGUACUGCCCAGAGAAUUAUGAAAAAAUUAAGAAAACUUUAGAAAGAGAAGUCCGAAGCUGUCAAGGUCUGAUUAUAUGGACAGAUUGUGAUAGAGAAGGAGAGAAUAUAGGCUUUGAAAUAAUAGAGGUUUGCAGUGCUGUUAAAAGCAACUUGAAAAUAUACCGUGCCAAAUUCUCAGAAAUUACUUCUGUGUCUGUGAAUCGUGCACUACGCAACUUGGAGCAGCCUAACAAGAAUAUUAGUAAUGCAGUUGAUGUGAGACAAGAACUGGAUUUAAGGAUAGGUGCUGCAUUUACACGUUUUCAAACCUUAAGGUUACAAAAAGUGUUUCCUACAAAACUCUCUGAUAGCCUUAUAAGUUAUGGGUCAUGCCAGUUUCCAACAUUAGGAUUUGUUGUGGAGAGGUAUAGAGCAGUGAACAAUUAUGUGGCAGAAACAUUUUGGAAAAUAAAAGUGAACCAUACCAUGAACAAUCUAAGCGUGGAUUUCUCCUGGGACAGAGUGAGACUGUUUGACCAAGAGGCUUGCCAGCUACUCCACGAGAUAUGUGUAGAGACACCUAUAGCGAAGGUGAUCAGUGUUAAAACAAAGCCGAAAUCCAAAUGGAGACCAUUGCCUCUCGACACCGUUGAAUUGGAGAAGCUGGCGUCGAGGAAGCUGAAGAUAAACGCGAAGGAGACCAUGCGACUGGCGGAGAAGCUGUACACCCAGGGUCUGAUCAGCUACCCGCGCACGGAGACCAACGAGUACCCCAAGGAGAUGAACCUGGGGAACCUCGUCGGGAUGCAGACCGCGGACCCCAACUGGGGCAAUUUCGCUCAGGGCAUUUUGGACAGCGGGGGACCCACGCCCAGGCAAGGCAACAAGAGCGACAAAGCCCAUCCUCCCAUACAUCCGACUAAAUACGCCAACGGACUGUCGGGAAACGAGCAGCGUUUAUACGAGUUUAUAGUGCGCUCUUUCCUCGCCUGCUGCUCCAAGGAUGCUCAAGGCCAGGAGACCUCAGUCAGCAUAGAAAUAGCCAACGAGACGUUCUCAGCCAGUGGUCUUAUGAUCACGGCGAGGAAUUACCUGGACGUAUACCCUUAUGACAGAUGGUCCUCUAAGGAGAUUCACGUGUAUGAGAACGGUCAAACCUUCAAUCCGACAAGCAUAGAUCUGGUGGAUGGGAAUACUUCGCCGCCCAAUUUGUUAACGGAGGCAGACCUUAUCGCGCUUAUGGAGAAACAUGGGAUCGGCACGGACGCUACUCACGCCGAGCACAUAGAGACGAUCAAGAGCAGGGCGUACGUGGCGCUGGCGGACGGGGUCCACUUCGUGCCGGGUCUACUGGGCAUGGGCCUGGUGGAGGGUUAUGAUGCGAUGGGUCUGGGAGUGUCGCAGCCCCAUCUAAGAGCGCAGCUGGAGGCCGACCUCAAGGCUAUAAGCGACGGAACUAAACAGCCGCAUCUCGUGCUAGCCGAACAGAUAGCGAAGUACAAAGAGGCGUUCGUUAAAGCGAUGGCGGAGGCGAACAAGAUCGACGACGCGCUCGCCGAGCGGUUCAGCGAGCGGCCCAGCGAAUACGUGCCCACUAUUGAGACACUACCGGCCGAUAUGCCUUCAGUAUUAAAGUGCCCUAAGUGCGGUUCGGCAAUGGUGGUUAGGAGGAAGAAGAGUAAUGCAGAGGAAUUGUUUAUAAGUUGCCUGUCUUACCCGGGUUGCAAGAACGCCGUUUGGUUGCCGAGCGUGGUCAAGACGUUGCAAGUGUUGCCAGAAACCUGCACCACGUGUGGUCCAAACUACAGCAGGGUGAAAUUCGAAUGGCGGAAUAAUUCGUUGAGCCACUUGUAUCCGCCGCCUUACGUAGGCUGUGUAGGCGGCUGCGAUCCGACCUUCCUGGAGGUUCUCCAGAUAAAUCCGUCCAGCGUGAAGCUCACGAAUCCAAGCCAAAAUGUACCCAACGCCAAUAGAAGCAACGGUGAAAAUCGCGCGAACGACACUAGAUCGGUUAACACGCAAAGAAAUAUAGCAUCGGCCAAUGUGCCGAGACCAAACAAUGUACCGAGGCCGAAUAGCUCCAUUGGUAAUAUGCCAAACAGGCAAAGUAAUACUGUUUCGAGAAAUAUUCCGCAAAGGCAAAACAGUUCGGGCGGCGCUCAGACGAAUCAAUUUCAACCUUCGUACCAUAACGAUAGAGUGCAGAAUCCUGUGCAAGCGGUACCCACACCGAGGAUCGUCGGUGACGCGGAGGACAACAACGUUAUUUGUGGCUGCAACAAGCCAGCGAUUCAGCUGACCGUUAGGAAACAGAACGCAAACUUUGGUAAGAAAUUCUACAAAUGCCCGGUUGGUAAGGAGAGCGGCGGGUGCGACUUCUUCCUGUGGGCGCCUGACGCCGAGGGUCGGGGCCUGAGCCACUUCGAGACGCCGCCGGAGUCCAGCAACUCCUGGGCCUUCGGCUCCACGCCCCCCACCAGCUCCAGGGGCUGGGGGACGGCGCCCAGCUUCGACAGGGGCGAUUACGCCCAGAAUGACGACAACGUCAUGUGCAACUGUGGACUGCCUUGCAAGAGAAUAACCGUCCAAAAGGAGGGUCAAAACAAAGGCCGCCCAUUCUACGGAUGCCCGAAGGACUUCAAUUCGCGAUGCAAUUUCUUUCAAUGGGCUGAUUCUGGAAGCACUGUUUCAGCCGAGUGGAGCGGCGGUAAUCCGACGCGCGGUAGGGGUCGCGGACGCGGAGGCGGGAGCGGACGAGGCGGCGGAGGCGGAAGCGGACGAGGUAGCGGGCGCGGGAGCGGUGACAGCUCAGGAGCGAGGACGAGGAAGUGCGGGCUGUGCAAGCAGGAAGGACACACGAGGGCCCGUUGCCCUAACAACGCGCAA
Iphiclides podalirius (scarce swallowtail) is the source of this 3126-nucleotide messenger RNA. The record is from the annotation of a GenBank genome assembly. NCBI's taxonomy places the organism in Eukaryota, Metazoa, Arthropoda, Insecta, Lepidoptera, Papilionidae.